This is a messenger RNA of Danio rerio (zebrafish), 2683 nucleotides long. The record is from RefSeq and is a predicted model, not a curated record. Lineage: Eukaryota; Metazoa; Chordata; Actinopteri; Cypriniformes; Danionidae.
GCUCUGGAGGUGGAGCUGUCGCUGUUCCCGAUCCUAUAUAUGCAUCUGAUGCAGCAGAGACCCCGCUCUUCAUGGAGAUCUUCAAACACCCUCCUCCAGCGCGAAUAAACGCCUCUGGACUGAAGGAAACACACUGUUUAAGAUUCAGUACAGACAACUCCUGCUCCAAACAAGUUAAAGAUGCCCUACCUACCAAACCAGUGACCCCCAGAAAAGCCUACAGCCUUCCUAUUCAACUGCUUGUCUACAAUGAACACUUCUGAGACCACCCUGCCCUUCUGGGGCAUGCAUGUCAACUCCAGUCCUGCUUCAUACAUCCUGAACGCCACUGAGACCCCAUCCCACAACAAGCCGAAAGCAUGCGAGCAGCUCAACAUCGCCACAGAGGUUUUCCUCAUCCUUGGCAUCGUCAGUCUGCUGGAAAACAUCUUGGUCAUCUGCGCCAUAGUAAAAAACAAAAACCUACACUCGCCCAUGUAUUUCUUCGUCUGCAGUCUGGCAGUAGCCGACAUGUUGGUGAGCGUCUCCAACGCGUGGGAAACCAUAGUCAUCUACCUGCUCACCAAUCGCCAGCUUGUGGUGGAAGACCAUUUCAUCAGACAGAUGGACAACGUGUUUGACUCAAUGAUCUGCAUCUCUGUGGUGGCGUCCAUGUGUAGUCUCCUUGCUAUAGCUGUCGAUCGCUAUGUCACAAUUUUUUAUGCUUUGCGAUACCACAAUAUCAUGACGGUGCGUCGAGCUGCGCUCAUCAUCGGAGGGAUUUGGACCUUCUGUACUGGAUGUGGAAUCGUCUUCAUAAUCUACUCCGACAAUACAUCCGUCAUUGUGUGUUUGGUCUCCAUGUUCUUCAUCAUGUUAGCGCUCAUGGCCUCCCUUUACAGCCACAUGUUCAUGCUGGCACGUUCUCACGUCAAACGCAUUGCUGCUCUGCCAGGCUACAACUCCAUCCACCAGAGAGCCAGCAUGAAAGCAGCCGUCACCCUGACUAUCCUUCUGGGAAUCUUCAUCGUCUGCUGGGCUCCCUUUUUCCUCCAUCUCAUCCUCAUGAUUUCCUGUCCCAGAAACCUUUAUUGCAUGUGCUUCAUGUCUCACUUCAACAUGUACCUCAUCCUCAUCAUGUGCAAUUCCGUCAUCGACCCACUCAUUUACGCUUUCCGGAGUCAGGAAAUGCGGAAAACGCUCAAGGAAAUCAUCUGCUGCUAUAGUCUGAGAAACGUCUUUGGAAUGUCUAGGUAACGACAGACUUAAGAAAUAACUGGAUUAUCACUUCAAAACUUUCCGUCUUAAAGUUUCUCUUGAUUUAGAUGGAUAUGAUCGGUGGAUUUUAUGCAUGUAUGGAUGGAUUUAGAUGGAUUGGAACUCAUACAAUGUAAAAAAAUAUGAUCCUCUGUCAGGCAAAUUCUAGAACUUGGAACUCUUCAAUAAACAAAGAUGCAGAAUAAUGCAUAAUGAUGAGACAUUUGCUGGAGAAUUAAGAAGGCCUUAGUAAUCAUCGAACAUUAUAAUCUUUGACAGACAAUGUGAUUUAAUAUCACAAUCUCCAGGGAAACGGAAGAGCUGUUGAUCAAAGCCUGUGGGGAAAUCAAGUGCAAUCAUUCUCAAAUUAACUGUGCAAAACACAGCCUGUCGUUGACAUUUAUGUUGUACAGGUGACAUGAAACUGUAAUAUAGCAUGCACUGUGUGGCUGCAUGCACUGUGUGGUUGGCAAAGAAAGUACAAGACCCUCCCAAGAUGAAAUUCAAAGACAAACCAUUGCUAGACUGCCAUCUAAUUAAAAAAAGGCAUCAUUUAGACACACAUUACAAGACUGAAAGAUAAAGUACAAUGCACACUGGUACAAAAUAAAGACACAGAGUGACAGUGGCAUAUAUGGGUUCACUGUCAUGCUCUUCACUAAAUGUAAAGUUUAAAUGUGUGAGAAAAUGACUUUAAAAUUGUCUUUAAAGGCAUCAACAUGUUUGUAAUAGAUAUAAACUUUCCAGGUAUGCCUGUCUAACAAUCUGUGGAUGUCUAUGUAGCUGCAAAUAGAAAGUAAAAGUAUAUACUACGACUAUAUAUGAUAAGUAUUACUGUGCAACCACCAAAAUAAAAAGCAGAUAUAAACAUUGCUCACUUGUUCUCACAACAAACAAUCUUACACGUGUGGGCGAUUUGUGUAUUAUAAAAGCACGAAUAUGUACUUGAAAUUAUGAGUUUUCUCCUUGUUUGCUGUAUUUACCAUGGAACCUUAAAAUGUAAAGAGAUUAAGUUCUGUUGCUUUUUAAUGUGAAGUAUGUGCAUUUUUCAGGUUGAAAAUCAAUGCUCUUUGUUUGCUGCUCACAGUCUUGAGUCACUGGAUAAGUAAAACUGUACUGAAAUUAUGGAAAUGAAAGUGUUUUGUUGGUUGCUGUUGCAUCAAGCCUGCCACUCUAUAACAAUUACGGUCAGGACAAACAAUUGCCAGAAAUAAAAAUCAGGAUUAUAUAAAGAAUUACACCAAUUAACCAAUGUUAAUUUACUGCAAACCACAUUCGUUUACGCACAAUUGCUAUUAACUGGAUGCAAUUAUAUUGAUGUGUUCAGGAAGCUGGGGCUUGUUGUCAUACUGUACAUUUUGGUCACACUUUAUUUUGAUGGUCCGUUUGUUGAAUUUAAGUUACAUUGCAUCUACAUGCCAACUAAUUCUCAUUAGAUUAUAAGUAG